Molecule: messenger RNA, 477 nt
Organism: Nicotiana tabacum (common tobacco)
Lineage: Eukaryota; Viridiplantae; Streptophyta; Magnoliopsida; Solanales; Solanaceae
Biological process (GO): defense response to other organism
Cellular component (GO): plasma membrane
Source: RefSeq, a predicted model, not a curated record
AUGAUCGUCAGGCCAAAAGUACCUCAAAUGAGUGUCGUGAGAGCAAAUGUGGAUAAUUUUUCCUAUGACAUGUCUAGUAACCUAAUUGUCAAGGUUUCAAUUGUCAUAAACGCUGAAAAUGACAAUGCAAAAGCCCAUGCAAGUUUCUAUGAGACAAUUUUUACACUCACCUUCCAUGGUGUAAAAGUAGCUUAUUUAAGAGCUGACCCUUUUGAUGUACCUCAAAAUAGCUCAACUCCAUUGUAUUAUCCAGUGGAGUCAACGUCGAUUUCUUUGACUCCCGAAGAGGGAGAAGUUGCUGAAAUGUCAUUGGAUCAGAAACAAGUAGUUUUUGAUCUCAAAGGGAAUACAAGGACUAGGUGGAGAGUAGGGUUUAUUGGUUCUGUUAAGUUCUGGCUGCAUCUUAAUUGUCAGCUUAAGUUACCAUUAGAUGGAAGUACUAUUUACCCAAAAAAAUGCAGCACCAAAUCUAGAUAA